AUGUCGGAAAGGGGGGGGGAGGGGGCGUUGCAGACUGGACUCCGCCUGUCGAGUGUUGCUCGCGCUCCCUUGGAGGAAGAGGCGGCUUCCGAGCCCAGCACUGGAACCGCGGGCGGCUCCGUUUCCGGCGAUGCGGGAACCGCGCGGCCGAAGGCAGAGGUCGUCUCCGAGCUGGCGAAGCUGGAUCCUAUUGUCCGUGACUUUGUCAAGGAUGAGUUCAGGCUCAAGAAGAAGCUUCGUGAGAUCGAGGCUCUCGAGGCUGCCGGCGCGUCGGGGAAGAGCCUCGAAGCCGCCCAGGUGGCCAAGGUGUCCAAGAAAGGACAAGUCCUCUCCGACCUUCGCCUGGUGGACCAGCACAUCUCGGAGGCCCUGGCUGACUUCCAAAAGCGCCACCCGACGCCUUUGGCACCCAAAAGCUCCGAGCAGCAAGCGGCGCCAGGUGCACGUAGCUCCGGCAGCUCGAAGGACGCGCGGGUCACCGGCAAAGCACACGGUGGCCGAGGUGCCUCCACUAUUGGUCGAGCUGGCUACACCGUCGCUCGCGAGGACGAGUUCUGGUGA
Messenger RNA from Symbiodinium sp. CCMP2456, 561 nucleotides. Lineage: Eukaryota; Dinophyceae; Suessiales; Symbiodiniaceae. The record is from the annotation of a GenBank genome assembly.